Penicillium cataractarum is the source of this 1143-nucleotide messenger RNA. Its product is annotated as TauD/TfdA dioxygenase family protein. The coding region runs from base 1 to 1143 and encodes 380 amino acids. Gene Ontology annotation, cellular component: cytoplasm. Lineage: Eukaryota; Fungi; Ascomycota; Eurotiomycetes; Eurotiales; Aspergillaceae. The transcript is spliced from 5 exons. Gene Ontology annotation, molecular function: 2-oxoglutarate-dependent dioxygenase activity. The record is from RefSeq and is a predicted model, not a curated record.
AUGGCCCCGUCACUCUCAGAGACAGUCGCGCUCCGCGCUCCAACCUUCUCGGUACCCUUCAAGACUGAUGCUGGGCACAACAAGGAGAAUUUGAUCGGAUACAAGUACGAGAAAGAGGCCGAGCUGAAGGGCACAGACAAGUUGCCGCCAGCGUCAUUUCCAAACUAUCUGCCCGUCUGGGACAAUGAGACUGCGAGGUAUCCUCCUCUCGAACACUUCGAGCACUAUGAUCAUGGCAAGGACGCCGAUGCCACAUUCCCAGACCUACUGCCCAAGGGCCAAGCCGAGGUCGACGAUAUCACCCCGUUCAUCGGCUCCGAGAUCCACGGCGUGCAAUUGAGCAAGCUUUCCAAGGCUGGCAAGGACCAGCUCGCUCUGUACGUCGCCCAGCGACGUGUUGUCGCCUUCCGUGACCAAGACUUCGCCUCCCUCCCUAUCCAAGACGCCGUCGAAUACGCCGGCUACUUCGGCCGUCACCACGUCCACCAAACCUCCGGUGCACCCAAGGGCUUCCCGGAGAUCCACCUCGUCUUCCGCGGCGCCGACGACCGCACCGGCGCCAAGUUCCUCGAGCAACGCACUAACACUAUCACCUGGCACUCCGACGUGACCUUUGAGAAGCAGCCCCCAGGCACAACCUUCCUGUACGUGCUGGACGGCCCUUCGACCGGCGGCGACACACUCUUCGCCGACAUGGUUCAGGCGUAUAAGCGACUGUCACCGGAGUUCAGGAAGAGACUGCAUGGCCUGAAGGCGGUGCAUUCGGGAGUUGAACAAGUCAAUGCUAGUCUGAAUGGAGGCGGUAUUGCCCGUCGUGAUCCUAUUACCUCAGAGCAUCCUAUUGUUAGGACGCAUCCCGUUACGGGCGAGAAGGCGCUUUAUGUGAAUCCGCAGUUUACUCGAUACAUUGUCGGGUAUAAGAAGGAGGAAUCUGAUUACCUGCUGAAGUUCUUGUACGAUCACAUUGCUUUGUCGCAAGAUCUUCAAGCUCGUAUUCGUUGGAAGGCUGGCACAGUUGUUGUUUGGGAUAACCGUGUGGCCUGCCACUCCGCCGUCUUCGAUUGGGAGGAUGGUCAGAGACGACACAUCGCCCGUCUCACACCACAGGCGGAGCCGCCCUUCGAGACGCCAUUUGAAGGCUAG